ACCUGACUGACGCACAACGACACACACUAGCCUACGCCAAAGUUCCGAAGUCCCUGUUUUGAACCGGUCUUCUAACUCUUCCACUUGUCUGCACUGGACUUCUCCCCUCCACAGAGAUGUGGUGUAGUCGCGUGGCUUUGCGUCGUCUACAGCGGAUUGCCGUUACUCCAUUAACUACAGCAGGGGGUCUAACUGGCGCAGUGCAGAGACAAAUGUCAACGCUUCCACGGGUGUAUAUCACCCGACAAAUUCCCCCAGAGGGACUGAAGAUCCUCCGGGAGUCUGGACAAGUGCAGUUUGAGCUGUGGGACUCAGACGAUGUCCCUGUGCCCAGAUGUGAACUGCUCCAGAAGGUCAGAGGCAUGGACGCUCUGCUCUGCGUUCUCACCGAGAAGAUUGAUACAGAGUUAUUGGAUUCCGCAGGUCCAAACCUGAAAGUCAUCAGCACUAUGUCAGUGGGAUUUGACCAUUUGAAUCUGGAGGAGCUGAAGAAGAGGGGGAUCCGUGUGGGCUACACCCCAGACGUUCUGACGGACUCUGUGGCGGAGCUCACUGUCGCUCUGCUGCUGACCACGUCCAGGAGAUUGAUCGAGGCCACGCAUGAGGCCAAGACAGGGGGCUGGGGCACCUGGAGGACAUUGUGGCUGUGUGGCUACGAGCUCGCUAACAGCACAGUGGGCAUCCUGGGUCUGGGGAGGAUCGGGGUGGCCAUCGCAGAGCGCCUGAAGCCCUUCAAGGUAAAGAAGUUCAUCUACACAGACGUGGUACCCAGACCUGAACUGGCCAGCAUGAUCAAUGCAGAGUACGUCUCUCUGGAUGAGCUGGCUAAGCAGUCAGACUUCCUGACAAUCUGCUGCGCUCUCACGCCAGAGACCAAGGAGAUCUGCAACAAGAACCUCUUCUCCAAGAUGAAAAACACCUCCAUUUUCAUCAAUACCAGCAGGGGAGGGGUGGUGAACCAGCAGGAUCUUUAUGAGGCUCUGUCCAUGGGUCAGAUAGCCGGCGCCGGCCUGGACGUCACCGUCCCUGAGCCCCUCCCAACCAGCCACCCGCUUUUUACCCUCAAAAACUGUGUAAUUCUUCCUCACAUCGCCAGUGCCUCCUACAGCACCCGAAAUGCCAUGUCUGCCCUGGCAGCCAAUAACCUGCUGCUAGGCCUGACGGGCCAGCCAAUGAUCAAAGAGCUCAAGAUUUAGGCGCCAAUCACCUGCAACCAGGAAGGAAAGGGUCCAAUCUUCAAUGAGAAAAACAAAAAAAAACAUUGUAUUGUUGUACUCAUACUCUACAUUAAUUCUCUAUUUCUUAUGCACAAAAUAAUUCUCCUGUUUUCAAUUCUAUACUGUUCAACUUAUUGUACCAAGUGGAUGACACAAAGUUGAGACAUUAAAAUAUUUUUAUUCAAUCAAUACAACAACUGAAAAGA
Molecule: messenger RNA, 1423 nt
Organism: Osmerus eperlanus (European smelt)
Lineage: Eukaryota; Metazoa; Chordata; Actinopteri; Osmeriformes; Osmeridae
Gene: grhprb
Product: glyoxylate reductase/hydroxypyruvate reductase b
Exons: 9
Coding region: 117-1196 (359 amino acids)
Cellular component (GO): cytosol
Molecular function (GO): NAD binding; glyoxylate reductase (NADPH) activity; hydroxypyruvate reductase (NADH) activity
Source: RefSeq, a predicted model, not a curated record